This is a messenger RNA of Papaver somniferum (opium poppy), 1127 nucleotides long. Its product is annotated as vesicle-associated membrane protein 711-like. Lineage: Eukaryota; Viridiplantae; Streptophyta; Magnoliopsida; Ranunculales; Papaveraceae. The transcript has 4 exons. The record is from RefSeq and is a predicted model, not a curated record. Gene Ontology annotation, biological process: vesicle-mediated transport. The coding region runs from base 240 to 902 and encodes 220 amino acids. Gene Ontology annotation, cellular component: membrane.
CGAAUUCUCCACUCAUAAUUCUAAUUCCACCCUGUUUUUCUCCUUUCUUCCCCAAUUAGCCAAGACAGGCUUCUCUAAAAACCCAUGCAUCCAGCGGUGAAGCCAGAUCGAAACCCUAAUAAUUUCUAUUAUUAUUUAUCGAUGAGUCAAUUCAGAUUCAGAUAAACAAAUUCAGGGAAUUUCAGAAAGAAUAUUUUGAAUCAUCUAAAAGGUAUUUUUUGAUUUUGAAAUAAAUAGAGAUGGCGAUCUUGUAUUCGUUGGUAGCAAGAGGAUCAGUAGUAUUAGCUGAAUUUAGUACGACAUCGACGAAUGCGAGCGCAAUUGCAAGACAAAUAUUGGAGAAAAUACCAGGGAAUGAUGAUAGUCAUGUUUCUUACUCACAAGAUCGAUAUAUCUUUCAUGUCAAAAGAACUGACGGUCUUACUGUUCUUUGUAUGGCUGAUGAAACUGCUGGAAGAAGGAUCCCGUUUGCAUUUCUUGAAGAUGUUCAUGGGAGGUUUGCGAAGACUUACGGUCGUGCUGUUCACACAGCUCUUGCUUAUGCCAUGAAUGAUGAGUUCUCAAGGGUCUUAAAUCAACAGAUGGAAUAUUAUUCUAAUGAUCCAAAUGCAGAUAGGAUAAAUAGAUUGAAGGGUGAGAUGAGUCAGGUACGUAACGUGAUGAUAGAUAAUAUCGAUAAAGUUCUGGAAAGGGGAGAUCGCUUGGAGUUACUUGUUGAUAAAACUGCUAACAUGCAAGGAAAUACAUUUCGCUUCAGAAAGCAAACCCGGCGAUUCAAGAACACUCUGUGGUGGAGAAAUGUCAAGCUCACGAUUGCGUUGAUAAUUCUUAUUUUAGUGGUUAUUUAUGUCGUGCUCGUGUUCGUGUGCCAUGGUGUUACACUGCCCUCCUGCAUAGGGUAAAUGAACAAAUAAGUGGUUGUAUCUCUUGUUUGAAACAACAUAUUAUUAUUUUUGUUGUGAUAUAUAGUUUUUACCUAAAUUAAAAUUGCUUGUGUGGAUACCGAUUGAAAAGACAAGAUAAAGAUGCUUGUUUUGGUGGCUUAAGUUAUCUGAAACUGUAAUUCGUUAAAUGACAAUGGUUAACACCUCUGUCAGUUGAUUGUUUCAUGGGGUUAUAGUUUUUCA